Prorocentrum cordatum is the source of this 963-nucleotide messenger RNA. Lineage: Eukaryota; Dinophyceae; Prorocentrales; Prorocentraceae. The record is from the annotation of a GenBank genome assembly.
GCCCAGCACGACGGCGGCAAGCUGGAGGCCCGAUUCGGCCUUCACGAGGGCGAGCACGGCCGGAGUAGCAUUGCGGGGGUGGGCCUAUGGACCUGCGUCGUCGCCGCGGUGCUGAUAACCCUGGCGCACGUGCUGCUGUGUUACGGUUUGAUCUGGUGCCGCGACUCGGGCACCGGGGACGGCUCGCAGCCGAAGAAGGCGGAGGCAAACACCGGGAGGCCUGUGUCCUACCUCUGCAGACCAGCCCCGCGCUCUAUGGCGGAUUCCGCCAGCAAUCUGGCCAGCAACAGCCACCUGUCCGUCAGCGUCCUUGGCCAGGACGAGGCGACGCCCAGGGGGCAGAGCCGUGCCGGGAGCAUCGCCGGGCACGGCCUGAUACCGCCGCUCUGCCCGCAGCUCAUGGUGCCGGACAGGUCGAAGCUCCAGUGCGUGCUGCAGGACAAGGUACACUUCAAAAGGCAGAACAUCUGCGUGAACGUCUGCAGCAUCGCGGCGCGCGGCGGGACCGGGACUCCCCUCUUCCAGGCGCGGAUCAACGAGGUCGACGUCGUUGGGCUGUCGGGAGCAGGUAUCUACCUCGAGACGCUGCGCGGCGAGGAGAAGUUCGCCUUCCUAUCCACGCAGGAGGUGUGGAAUUGCCCCGAGAAGCGCCAGCCAUCGAUGGACAUCAUGAGGGAGCUCCGGGGACAAGUACGCGAGCAUGGCGAAGAACGACGCCGGGGCGUACACCGUCUCGACGGAGGUAGCCCGUUCAUUACCUUCAGCGGCAACUUCUCGAAGCACGACGUACGCGUGACCGACGGCAACGGCCAGACUCUAGCUGAGGUGAACCCUGGGAGCACCGAUGGCACCUACGAGGUUGUAGUGUUCCCGAACGUGGACGCAGGACUGAUCAUCCUCGGACUGCUGGCAAUUAAUAAGACAGAACUGGUUGCUGCUAGCCGGCCACCAUCUGCACGCUAG